This is a messenger RNA of Aureococcus anophagefferens, 3255 nucleotides long. RefSeq lists its product as hypothetical. Bases 38 to 3244 code for a protein of 1068 amino acids. Gene Ontology annotation, biological process: transmembrane transport. The transcript is spliced from 2 exons. Gene Ontology annotation, cellular component: membrane. Gene Ontology annotation, molecular function: myo-inositol:proton symporter activity. The record is from RefSeq and is a predicted model, not a curated record. NCBI's taxonomy places the organism in Eukaryota, Pelagophyceae, Pelagomonadales, Pelagomonadaceae.
CUCCUCUGCCCGGCGCCCGCCGAGAUACGGGGCCGUCAUGGUCAUCACCGCUACCCACGACCACAUCAAGCAAGACUUGCUCGUGAAGUUCGGCACGUCGCAGCUCGACUGGCGAAACCGUCCGCCGUGGAACCCGACAGUGUGGCUCGCGACCCAACAGCAGAAACGCGCGCUGAUGAGCCAGGCCGUCGUCAAGGACGUUCGGAGCGCCGUGCAGGCGUCAUGCACGAACCAGGACUACUACAAUGGCAACCCCGAGGACUGGGACUGGGACAGCCGCAACGGCAGCUCGGUGAUCGGACUGCUCUGGGCCGUCGGCAAGGACGGCGUCCCCCAGCACGUCCUUGUAUGGCAGAAACGCCUCCACUACCUCUACCAGCUCCACAUGAAAUACAUGAGCUCUUUCGCCCUCCGCACGGCGCGGUACGCCUUCCUCGGUAAGGGGCUCGACGUCUACGGCGACUACGCCGUCUGCGUCGCGGACGCGCCCUACGAGUCCUGCUGCGAGGCCGGCGGCUACACCGCCAUGGUGCUCGCGCUCGGGCCCGAGCGGAUGUCCUUCGCGGUCCAGAUGCCGAUCGGCAUCGCGAUCAUGACCGCGGACGUGCGACAGGCGCUCGUCCACGUCGCUCGCCACCUGACCGGCGGCGACAAGGAGCGCGUCGAGCGUUGCCUGAACGCCAAAGAUGGCGCGCUCCUCGACGUGCCCGUGCCGAACGACGAGGUCCGCGAGGCGCACAAGCGCGCGACCAAGGACGCCCUGGACCGCUGCUCCGGCGAGAAGCGGAAGAACUGGGAGGCCCAAUUGUUCGGUGCCUCGCGGGAGGGGUGGUCGCAGAAGAAGAAGGACGCGGCGGACGGCCUUGGCGGCUUCGCCGGCCUCGACCAGACGGAGGCGCAGGAGUACGGCCGCGAGAUACCGCGGCGGGGCCACCAGGCCGCCAACGUCCUCAUCGAGCACGUGAAAUCCGGCGGCACGCGGACCUACGACAAGGACGGCUGCACAUACAAAAUACACGGACGGCACCCCUUCAUCAUCGCCGACGGCGCGCCCCAGAAGGACGGCCUCUACACGGGCAAGGUGGGAACGCGCAAGAACGACUUCCGCGUCAACAUCGAAUGCGACGGCAUCAUCACUCCUACCAUCUGCUACUACGUCGCCGAGGACCUCGGCCUGCUCCAGCCUACCUUCAAGCUCAAGCGCAAGAUCCGCGACAUGACCGUCGACAAAUUGAAGCGCGAGUGCAAGACGUUGAAGAUCGACAUCGACGGCAUGAAGAAGGACGCUCUCCGGCAGCUCCUCUACGACGGCAUGCGCGAUCCCUGGUCCCACAAUGGCAGCAAGUAUUUCGACGGCGCGGUGUGCCCCCAACUCCGCAAAUGCAAGCAGCGCAAGCAGCGCUCCGACGCCGGCGUCCCUCGAGGCGGCGGCCGCAGCAAGCACGAGUCGUCGAGCGACGAGUCGUCGUCGAGCGACGAGUCGUCGUCGAGCGACGAGUCGUCGAGCGACGAGAGCGUCGAGUACGACGAGCGCAAGGUCGCGCGCAUGAACUCGCGGCUCAAGGGCGUCGAGUUCGCGGACGACACGGGCGACAUGUGGACGGUCUUUCUCGUGAGCUUCGACGCGGAGCACGAGAAGAUGGUCUGCUUCUACUACGACGCGGCGCUCUGCGACUCGGACGACGUCACGGUCGAGGACUGCGAGUACAGCGGCGCCGACGAGUUUGCCCGAGCCAAGCGUUUGCUCGGCCGCUCGUGCACGAUGGACGUCGACGCCAAGGAUGCGGCGCCGGCGAUGAGCGGCCCGCUGGUCGCGCUGACGGUCUUCGCCGUGCUCGGCGGGUUCCUCUUCGGCUACGACACGGGCGUCGUCUCCGGCGCCGAGGUGUUCAUCAAGGAGGACCUCAACCUCAGCGACGGCCAGGUCGAGGUCGUCGUGAGCAUCACCGUGCUCUUCGCGGCGCUGGGGUCCCUCGUUUCCGGCCCGCCGAUGCAGAAACGCGGGCGCAAGCCCGUCAUCAUGGUCGCGGCGUGCUUCUACGCCGGGGGCUCGGCGACGAUCGCGGCCGCGCCGGGCUUCGGCGUCCUCGUGCUGGGCCGCGUGCUGCUGGGCCUCGGCGUGGGCCUGUCGUCCAUGGCGAUCCCCGUCUACGUCGCCGAGGCCGCGCCGCCGGAGAUCCGCGGCCGCCUCGUGAGCUUCUACAACCUGUUCAUCGUGCUGGGGCAGGCCGCGGCGUGCGGCGUCAACGUCUGGGCCGCCGCGGCGCUCGGCGUGUCCGCGCGGUGGCGCGCGUCCAUGGGCGCCGCCGCCGCGCCCGCGCUGCUGCAGCUCGCGGGGUUCUGCUUCCUGCCGGAGAGCCCGCGCUGGCUCGCGCAGCGCGGCGACGUCGCCGGCGCGCGGGCCGUGCUGCGGCGGCUCCGGGGCGCGUCCGCGAGCGACGCGCGCGUCGACGCGGACCUGGGCAGCGUCAACGCCAUGGCGCCCGAGGACAUCGGCGACGUGCGGUCGACGCUCGAAGAGAUCCGCGCGUCGCCGCACCUCCGGCGCAUCUUCGGCGUCGGCCUGGGGCUCAUGGCGCUGCAGCAGUUCUCGGGCGUCAACACGAUCAUGUACUACGGCGCGUCCAUCAUGAUCAUGUGCGGCUUCGAAGAAACCCAAUCCGUCCAGCUCGCCGCGGCCCUCGCCGUCGCCCAGGGCCUCGGCAUUCUGUGCUCCCUGCCGCUCUGGGAGCGGCUCGGCCGGCGGCGGCUGCUCGUGCCGUCGACCCUCGCGUCCGCGACGUGCCUGCUCGUCGUCGCCGCGGCCUUCGCGCGGGGCAUCUCGGCGCCGGCGAACCACUUCGCGGCCCUCGGCGGCGUCUUCUGCUACCUCCUGGCCUUUGGGCUGGGCCUGAGCAGCGGGCCCUGGGUCGUGAACAGCGAGAUCUACCCGACGCGCGUCCGCGGCGUCGGCAACUCCGCGGCGUGCUUCGUCAACUGGGCGGCGAACUACGUCGUGUCCGCGACGUUCCUCUCGGCCUGCCGCGCCUUCGGCAACGCCGCGACCUUCGCGGGCCUCGCCUUCGUCGGCUACGCCGGGGCUUUGUGGAUCCACCGGAGCCUCCCGGAGACGAACGGCCUCACGCUCGAGGACAUCGAGGACCUGUUCCGCCGGCGCUGCGCGGAGUCGAGCGGCGGCCGCACGCGCGUCCCCACGGACGAGCCCCCCGACGACCGGCCGCUCGACGACCGGCCGCUCGCCUAAUCUUUCGACGG